Molecule: messenger RNA, 3901 nt
Organism: Numida meleagris (helmeted guineafowl)
Lineage: Eukaryota; Metazoa; Chordata; Aves; Galliformes; Numididae
Gene: TLE4
Product: transducin like enhancer of split 4
Biological process (GO): regulation of DNA-templated transcription; negative regulation of canonical Wnt signaling pathway
Cellular component (GO): transcription regulator complex; nucleus
Molecular function (GO): protein binding; transcription corepressor activity
Source: RefSeq, a predicted model, not a curated record
GAGGAGUUCCAGUUCCUGCAGGCGCAAUACCACAGUUUAAAGCUAGAAUGCGAGAAGCUGGCCAGCGAGAAGACAGAGAUGCAGCGGCAUUAUGUCAUGUAUUAUGAGAUGUCCUAUGGGCUGAAUAUAGAAAUGCAUAAACAGGCAGAAAUUGUCAAGAGGCUGAAUGCUAUAUGUGCACAAGUCAUUCCCUUCCUGUCCCAAGAGCACCAGCAACAAGUGGUGCAGGCUGUGGAGCGUGCCAAGCAAGUGACCAUGGCAGAACUGAACGCAAUCAUUGGGCAGCAACAACUCCAGGCCCAGCAUUUGUCACAUGGACAUGGUCUCCCCGUACCUCUCACUCCGCACCCCUCGGGCUUGCAGCCUCCAGCCAUCCCACCCAUUGGCAGCAGUGCUGGCCUUCUGGCACUGUCCAGUGCACUGGGGGGGCAGUCACACCUCCCAAUCAAGGAUGAAAAAAAGCACCAUGAUAAUGAUCACCAAAGAGACAGAGACUCCAUCAAGAGCUCCUCUGUAUCUCCCUCAGCCAGUUUCAGAACAGCAGAAAAGCACAGAAAUUCGACAGAUUAUUCUUCAGAGAGUAAAAAACAGAAAACAGAAGAGAAGGAAAUAGCAGCUCGUUAUGACAGUGACGGUGAAAAGAGUGAUGACAACUUGGUAGUUGAUGUUUCCAAUGAGGAUCCUUCUUCUCCGCGGGGGAGCCCAGCGCACUCUCCAAGGGAGAAUGGCUUGGACAAGACUCGACUGCUGAAGAAAGAUGCACCAAUUAGUCCAGCAUCUAUUGCAUCCUCCAGCAGUACUCCUUCCUCCAAAUCCAAAGAACUUAGCCUUAAUGAGAAAUCUACUACUCCUGUAUCUAAAUCAAAUACCCCAACUCCACGGACUGACGCACCAACUCCAGGCAGCAACUCCACUCCUGGACUGAGGCCUGUGCCUGGCAAACCUCCAGGUGUGGACCCACUAGCUUCAGGUUUAAGGACACCUAUGGCAGUGCCAUGUCCCUAUCCAACUCCAUUUGGCAUUGUGCCACAUGCUGGCAUGAAUGGAGAGCUGACCAGCCCUGGAGCUGCCUAUGCUGGUCUGCACAAUAUUUCCCCUCAAAUGAGUGCAGCGGCUGCAGCAGCUGCAGCGGCUGCAGCUUACGGGAGAUCUCCAGUGGUUGGUUUUGAUCCACAUCAUCACAUGCGAGUCCCAGGCAUCCCUCCCAAUCUCACAGGCAUCCCAGGAGGAAAACCAGCAUACUCAUUUCAUGUAAGUGCAGAUGGGCAGAUGCAGCCUGUUCCUUUCCCUCCCGACGCCCUCAUCGGUCCAGGAAUCCCUCGCCAUGCCCGUCAGAUCAACACUCUGAACCACGGGGAAGUUGUGUGUGCAGUUACCAUCAGCAACCCCACAAGACAUGUGUACACGGGUGGCAAGGGGUGCGUCAAAGUCUGGGAUAUCAGCCACCCUGGCAACAAGAGCCCUGUCUCUCAGCUCGACUGCCUGAACAGAGAUAACUACAUCCGUUCCUGCAGAUUGCUCCCUGACGGCCGCACCCUGAUUGUUGGUGGAGAAGCCAGCACGUUAUCCAUUUGGGACCUGGCAGCUCCGACUCCACGCAUUAAAGCAGAGCUGACAUCUUCUGCUCCAGCUUGCUAUGCCCUAGCGAUCAGCCCUGAUUCCAAGGUCUGCUUCUCUUGCUGUAGUGAUGGGAAUAUCGCAGUGUGGGAUCUGCAUAACCAGACUUUGGUAAGACAAUUUCAGGGUCACACUGAUGGAGCCAGCUGCAUUGACAUUUCUAAUGAUGGCACCAAGCUUUGGACAGGAGGCUUGGACAAUACAGUCAGAUCCUGGGACCUCAGAGAAGGGAGACAGCUACAGCAACAUGACUUCACAUCACAGAUCUUCUCACUGGGCUAUUGUCCAACUGGUGAAUGGUUGGCAGUAGGAAUGGAGAACAGUAACGUCGAGGUGCUGCACGUUACUAAACCAGACAAGUAUCAGCUACAUCUUCAUGAAAGCUGUGUGUUGUCACUCAAAUUUGCUCAUUGUGGAAAAUGGUUUGUAAGCACUGGAAAAGAUAAUCUUCUUAAUGCCUGGAGAACACCUUAUGGAGCCAGUAUAUUCCAGUCCAAAGAAUCCUCAUCCGUGCUUAGCUGUGAUAUCUCUGUGGAUGACAAGUACAUUGUCACUGGCUCUGGGGACAAGAAGGCUACAGUCUAUGAAGUUAUUUAUUAGAGACAAAUGUAAAUGCAGGCAGAACUCCUUCUCCUAGCACUUUGCUGUAUUUCUUUUUUUUUUUUUCUUUUUUUUUUCUUUUCUAAACUAAGAACUUAAAUGCUCAUCGCAGUUGUGGAAUUUAUUUUUACCUUCUUAAAGUGCUGUUCAUUUGUGAAUGCUCAUUAAGAAUUUGUGAUACCAAACUGUCAGAUAGCUAUUUGGGAGGAGAUUGAAUAAGCAUACUUAAUAGUGAACUUGACUCUUCAAUUAUGUAUUAUAGCUGUAAUGUAUUUAUUUUGUGUAAAGAAGGCUUUCUAACAAUGAACUGACUAAAUAAAGCUGUCUGGCCCGGCUUUAGUUUAAAAGGUGCAUUGAAUACUUUGUGUUUUUGCUAGUGGAUAAAUUGGGGAUUUUGGAGAAGGAUGUUCAAGAGAUAGUGAAAGCUACACUAAAUAGGCUUGUAGUUUCUAUUUAAAAAAAAAAAAAAAAAAAAAAAAAAAAACCUUUUUUAUUAAAAAAAAAAAAAAAAAAAAAAAAAAAAACCUUUGUUAUAUUUUUUAGUCCUGUUCUUGGAUAAGACCUCUAAGUGUUAUUACAGUAUAAUUAUUUGGUGGGAAGAUGCUGUAACUUAACUAUUUUAGACAGUCUUGGAAACUUAGGAAAUUGCAAACUGUAGCCAGUAAUCUACAUACAUGCCUGUGAUGAAUGGCAAAUUCAGUUCACAUCUAAAUUAAAUUCACUUUAAGUAAGAAUGUGCUAAUUUAUAUAUUUGCAAUGUUAAUAUAGCAUCCUGUGUACAGAUUUGUUCUCAAUGCUUUUCUGUUGAUGAACAUAAAGCAUUUUGGUGUCAAGCUAGGUUUUUUAAUAUAAACACCUCUCUUUGUUAUAUUGUAGAGAGUACAAUAAGUUGCCUCAAAGAAUCACCUUUGUUACUUCUGGAAACUUUUGCAAUGUUUCCUUGAAAAUGGGGAUAUGUGUCUUUGGGCAAUUUUUCAAUUACAAGAGAUUAUGAAAAAUAUUUGAUAUGUUCUUUGGAAACUGCACUGAAAUAAAAAUGGAUGCCUACCAAUAUACAAACUACAAAAGCAAUGACCUCCGAGGUAGGAUUUACAAGAGCACUCAUUCUGACAUACAAAAAGGAAUGAAUUCUCACUUGGGAAAAGGACUUGUUUUGUUUGCCAGCAGUUCAAUCCAAGUCUCAAUUGGAUGUCCCUAAAAUGGACAUAGACUGAGCCAUUGUGCCAGAGACAUGUUAUCUUUUUUUGUUGUUGUUGUUGCUGUUAAACUAUGAUCUGUGACUUUUUUUUUUUUGAAUGCUUUAAAAAAAAUCUUUAAGUCUGUGGAUCUGCUGAUGUACAGUGCCUUUGCUGCUAUGGAUCAAAAUCAAAAGACCCGUGUAGAUAAAUCUUAUUGUAUAAGUAGAAAAUUACUUAAUUUCAUACUAGAAAUGGAUUGAUGCUGCAAGUUAAAAUGGACUGUUCAUCGAAGUUCCAAAUGUGGUAGCAAAAAAUGGUGUCUUAAGUGCUUAGUGUUUGAUGUCAUUAACAGUUUCGUAAUAUUCUACAUUGUAGAAAGAUUUUGAUACUAAACUGUGUCAUUGUACAUAGUUCUAAUGCAUUGUAUUGACCACCAGUACUUCUAUAAUGGUAGAUUAUUGUUUGUGCAUUCAGACUUUUAAGCAUUAAACAUAAUUAACUUCUAA